Messenger RNA from Musa acuminata subsp. malaccensis (wild Malaysian banana), 1090 nucleotides. Its product is annotated as protein THYLAKOID ASSEMBLY 8-like, chloroplastic. Gene Ontology annotation, molecular function: protein binding. The record is from RefSeq and is a predicted model, not a curated record. NCBI's taxonomy places the organism in Eukaryota, Viridiplantae, Streptophyta, Magnoliopsida, Zingiberales, Musaceae.
UCCUCCGCCGCUCGCUUCUCCGGUUCGAUGGCGAUUCGAGCCGCCGUGUCCCGACUAAAACCCGCAUCCUUCCCCUCCUCCUAUACGGAACUGCUUCGAAUCAUCCUCGUUGCGAACUCCUCGCAGCAGCAGAUAACUCGUCUUCCUCUCCUUUAUUCGCCGCGGGCAAGGAUCGGAGAAGGGACGACGGCGGCGCUGGAGUUGAGGCGGAAAUACCACGACGGCCGGCCGAGGGGGCCGCUGUGGAGGGGGAAGAAGAUGAUAGGCAAGGAAGCGCUGUUCGUCAUCCUGGGGCUCAAGAGGUUCAAGGACGACGAGGAGAAGCUGGGCAAGUUCAUCAAGACCCACGUUCUCCGGCUGCUCAAGAUGGACAAGAUCGCCGUCCUUGUCGAGCUCGAGCGCCAGGAGGAGAUCCAUUUGGCGCUUAAGAUGUUUAGGAUUAUACAGGAGGAGGAUUGGUACAAACCAGAUGUAUAUUUGUACAAGGAUUUGAUUGUAGCUCUUGCGAAGUGUAAGAAGAUGGAAGAGGCCAUGCAAAUAUGGGAGAGUAUGCGGAAAGAGGAAUUGUUUCCUGAUUCCCAGACGUAUGCUGAGGUAAUCAGGGGAUUUCUGAGAUACGGAUCACCUGCGGAUGCCAUGAACAUCUAUGAGGACAUGAUGAAGUCUCCAGAGCCUCCAGAAGAAUUGCCUUUCAGGAUACUGUUGAAGGGGCUUCUGCCACACCCGUUGCUUAGGAAUAGAGUGAAACAAGAUUUCGAGGAGCUAUUUCCAGAGCGACACAUUUAUGACCCACCAGAAGAGAUCUUUGGCAUGAGAUGAGGUCAUUUGCAUCAAUUCCAUGGCAAUGUGCCAAUUGAGGCCUUAACCAGUUCAUAUGGUGAAACAAUUUGCAUUUGCAGCAACGGGAGAAAGUUCUGCCAUGCCGCCAUGUAGUUAAACAGCAACAUGAAGUGUCAUUCUGCAGUUGUUUUCCCUUUCUCAUGAUAUCUGUAUUAACCACUGCAGCUGAUCCGCUAGCAAUAGUUGAUCCAUCUGUAUCCAUUUAGACACUUCCAUGUGAGAAUGCAUUGUCAUAAAACUCUGUGACCAA